AUGUCGGUUGCAAUGGAUAGAGCCAUGAUGGCUUUAAGUUUGGAAGAAGAAGAAGUGUCUGACUUGCCUGGAGUCAGCUCAGCGGAGGAGAAUGAACUAAAUGCCAAGGAAAUGGCAAAAGAAGGAAGGGUGAGAGGUAUUGCUCUGUCACAGGAAUACUUUCAGUUUAUCUUUAAGAAUGAACACGAUCUGAUGGACGUGUUAGAGAAGGGUGUUCAGACGUUCAAUGAGUGGGUGAUUGUGUUGGAGAGGUGGGUCGAGAAUCCGCCAGAGGACUACCUGCAAUUCAUCCCUCUAUGGGUUCAGAUGAGGAACAUACCUGUAAAUUAUUACACAACGGUGGCGCUAGAAGCCCUGGGAGACAUUGUUGGGAAAGUUAAAGUGGUAGCUUUUGAUCCAACGAAGCCGAUAACUCAAGACUACAUCAUAGUUUUGGUGAGGUUCAAUGUAGCUAACCCCUUGAGAACGUCUACGGUGAUAGACCUUGGUGGGGGAAAGUUCACGGUUAUUCGGUUCAGUUAUGAAAAGGUUCAGAAAAGGUGUUAUCAUUGCCAGAGAUUGAACCAUGAGAAACCAGUGUGUCCCAUCCUAGUGCGUCAAAGACAAGAAGAGGCGCAACUGAGGAGAAGCAGAGUCCAGGAAGAACUUGCUUUGAAGAAACAAGUUUUGCAGGAACAUAAUCCUCUCUUUGGGGUUUUGCUUGAGUCGCAAUUAGGGAUAAACCCAUUAAAUGGAAGACCAAAAAUAGCAGAAGAGGUUUUGCAAGAGAUGAGGAGAUAUCUGGUGGCUAAUACCGGAGAAGAUUUGGCGAUUAAGAUCGAUAAAGUGAUUAAAUCAGUCAAAGAGGCUGAGAAGGAUCCAGAGGUUCAGAGAACAUGCUUACGAUUGGAAGAGGCACCGGAAAUAACCAAGGACCUUAACAGAGGCAAAGGAUUGGUCUUUGAUUACAGUCAGAAGGUGGAUGAUCAAAAGAAACAGCUAAGCAUCUUCAAACCAAAGAAGCUAAUGGCUGAAAUCAAACUCUACUCCAGUCCGAAGCUCCCAGGAACCUCGAGACCUGGUGUAUCCGGAAUAGUAAGGAAAAGAAACAACACCCGCAGAAGACCUUCAAAAUCAGCAAGGAAACCUAGAAAAGGAGGAGCCACCAACGAGGUUAUGGCAGAUUACACGGCUCAGAGAGAAGGAAAGCAAACUAUGGGGAAAAUAAGAGAAAGAAUGAAGAUCAGGGAGAGGAAGGAAGGUCAAAAUCAAAGGCGAGCAGCCUUCAGGUGA
This is a messenger RNA of Brassica napus (rape), 1272 nucleotides long. RefSeq lists its product as uncharacterized. Bases 1 to 1272 code for a protein of 423 amino acids. The record is from RefSeq and is a predicted model, not a curated record. The transcript has 3 exons. Lineage: Eukaryota; Viridiplantae; Streptophyta; Magnoliopsida; Brassicales; Brassicaceae.